AUGGGGAAAGCUUGGCAAUCCUUGUUAAGGCUUGAUGUAAUAGGAAAAGAAGCCCUGCACACUGGAUCACAUUUCCAGCGUCGGAUGUCAUCAAGACCAGUGCCAAGUUGUACAGGACGGAUUUCGGACCAAAAGACACGUCAACGACUUGAAAUGGAGAUUGUAUGCUCUUCACCUACAAUGCUAGGACCGUCUCCACCACCGUCAAUCUUCACGCCUUUUUCGAAGCUGUAG
Molecule: messenger RNA, 234 nt
Organism: Strongylus vulgaris
Lineage: Eukaryota; Metazoa; Nematoda; Chromadorea; Rhabditida; Strongylidae
Source: the annotation of a GenBank genome assembly